GGCGCCAAUUUGCAGAUGAAUAAAGACGCUGCUCGACGUCUUACAUGGCACGGUCAGGACGCAAGUUCUACCGCGUCACCAGCGAGGUGCGCAUUGCUAGCGCGCCGAAACCAGGACUAUGGAUACCACAUGCCAAGAAGCUUCCAAACGAAGUCGUGGAGGUCGUGGACGAAGGUCACCGCACGUUGUCGUUGCCAUUGUCGCCGUCGGGAACACAUUGGCCGCCUGGAACGAACGAAGAAAGCUAUGCCGGCGAUGUAACCUACCUGAAACUCGCCUAUGCAGAAGGCUGGGUGCCUCUGGAGCGAAUGCCGAAUGGUGUCUACAACAUGGAGCUCUUACCCGAGACCGAUUGGACCGAAGAACUACCUCCACCGAACGCAUACAUUUUGUUUCGUGCGUUGGUUCCGCUUCAGCUCAGGAGCGGUCCAGAUGGGUUUGCACCCAAGCUGGUGCCCGUGGAGACCAAGGAGCCCAACGACAUCGUGCAAGUGUCCCGCAUCGUGACCUUUCCUCAGAGUUCGAUCUCUUUCGUGGAAGUGCACCCCAUGGGAUGGCUCAGCAUCCAGCUACCAAGUGGUCGCAGGCUCCUCGAACGAACUACUUCGUUCACACCCACAUCGCCACUACCAACGCGGCGGCACUGCAUGGAAGAGCCGUCCAGCACGGUCGCAGUCAUCGCAGGCAAAUCCGGCGUAUUAGAGUGCGGCCACUUCUUCUACUGCGUUCAAAUCGCCGUGGGUAUUCGAGAGUUCCCAGACAUCAUGAGUCCUCGCGUGGGCAAAGGCUUCCACGUCAACACGAUCGUCGAAGGUUCGAAGCGCUUCACGCCUCAAAGUUCGCCAAUCACAUAUGUAAAACUCCUCCACGAACGCGGUUGGGUGUUUGAAUCGACGAUGGAUGGCCAAUUGGUGCUGGCACCCCUGCAGAGCCAGGUUCAACGAGACAUCUCACGGGCAUUCUACCGAGUGUUGCAGCCUUUCAUCCAUGUGUACAGUGGUCCGACCUUUGAAAGCCCAGUCAUAGCAUCGCGGUCCACCUCGAUCGAAUGCCGCGAACGUUUACAAAUCGAAGUGCCCCAUGUUCAAGGCGCCACGACUACCAACAAGUGGGUCUUUCUCAAACUACGCCAUGCGCCAGGAUGGGUCGCGGAGACGUCUCGAGAUGGCGCGACCAAGCUCGUGGAGGCCAUCGAAGGAGAAGCAACGACGAUCGAAACACCAAAAUUUUACAAGGUGAAACUUGCGGUCCCGGUGCUCGCCGCGCCCGACUUGGACGGCCCGCGGUUGCAGGGCAGUUUUCCCAAACAGGUCCAUUCAAUCGUCGAAAGCAGCUUACGGUACAUCACGCCCGAGUCCACCAUGACGUACGUCAAGCUUGCGCAUGAGCCUGGCUGGAUCUACGAGACAACGCUGUCUGGCGAGUGCGUCCUUGAGACUCUGACGAAAGAGCCCGAGAAGCAGCACGGCAAGUUCUUCUAUCGCGCUCGAGCCAAGGUCCGUGUGUUGGUGUCGCCCGAACCAAGCAGCGCCGUCCUCAAAUACUUGGACGAAAAUCAAGUGUUCAAUGGCGCCCUCCAGUUCAGCUUGCCCGAGUCGGAUGUGGUGUAUGCAUCCGUCAAGGACAAGGGAUGGGUGGCCCUCGACGGUCCAUCGGCUAGCAAGGUCACCGUUGAGAGGAUAUCAGAAUUCAUGUACCAGCUUUGCAAGAAUCCUCCGAGCUGGGUCGCCGUGGGGUAUCCGAAUCGGUCGUGGUACAAAGUGCCCGACGAGGGGAAUCGAGACAUUUUGGCGAACGAGACGACGCUGCAGAACGAGAUCUUUGCCGAUCGCAACACGCUGAGCAGUUCGUCCCAAGGUCUCGAGUCGAUUCCGCUCGUGCGGCACGGUUUCCUAACCACUGCUGCGACGUCGAUCAAUGUGCCGGUCGUGCUAGAAGAGAUCAAGCAUCCCGCGAAUGCGAUUCUCCUCACGUUUCCAUGGAAACAAAUGUGGUGGCACGUGGCGUUCCCGGACAAGACGAUUGUCGUCGAGCUACAGCACGGGCUGCACGGCGGCUUCCGUGCCGUCUUGUGCAACGGCACUGUGAUGGCGCAGUCGCGGCUACUUUGGGACUCGGGCGACUCGUACGAGUUCACGACGCUCGGCCAUACCUUCAACGCGACGAUUGCGCUCGAAGGCGCGUUCUUUUCGUCCGCGACGCAGUACUACACAUACUCGCUCGUCGUCGACGGUGCUCCGAUUCGACAGAGCACGUACAAUGAUAACUAACGCAGAAGCUGGACUAUGAACCUGGG
Molecule: messenger RNA, 2296 nt
Organism: Aphanomyces invadans
Lineage: Eukaryota; Oomycota; Saprolegniomycetes; Saprolegniales; Verrucalvaceae
Exons: 12
Coding region: 45-2270 (741 amino acids)
Biological process (GO): negative regulation of apoptotic process
Source: RefSeq, a predicted model, not a curated record